This is a messenger RNA of Durusdinium trenchii, 492 nucleotides long. The record is from the annotation of a GenBank genome assembly. NCBI's taxonomy places the organism in Eukaryota, Dinophyceae, Suessiales, Symbiodiniaceae.
AUGGCACUUCGCCGCUUCAAUGCAGGUGGGAAGAAGCAGAAGGAGCUCACGGAUGAGCAGAAGCAGGAGAUCAAAGAGGCCUUCGAUUUGUUCGACACCGAUGGCAGUGGUGAGAUUGACUCCAAAGAACUCAAGGUGGCCAUGCGAGCCUUGGGCUUUGAGCCAAAGAAGGAGGAGAUUCAAAAGAUGAUCUCUGAUGUGGACGAUGACGGAUCUGGCACCAUCGGCUAUGAGGAGUUCUUGAAGAUGAUGACGCACAAGAUAUUGAACCGUGAUCCCAAGGAUGAGAUCUUGAAGGCCUUCCGCCUCUUCGAUGAUGAUGAGACCGGGAAGAUUUCCUUUAAGAACCUCAAGCGCGUGGCCAAGGAGCUUGGAGAGCGGAUGACCGACGAGGAGCUGCAGGAGAUGAUCGAUGAAGCCGACCGCGACGGCGAUGGGGAGGUCAAUGAGGAAGAGUUCCUGCGCAUCAUGAAGAAGACGAAUUUGUUCUGA